CCAAGCUGUCCCAUUCCCACCAAACGCGAGGAAUUUGAUCGGACCCGAACAGGACUGUGUUGAUUCCUGCAUCCUCUUCCACUCCGGCCGACCCCGACGCCGCCCUGUCUCCUCGGCUCGGCUCCUCGCUCCAAUCCAAUGGCCUACGCCGCACGCCUCGUAGCCAAGAUCCACCCCGCCGCCUACCCCGCCGGGACGCCGCGGGCCGAGCCGCGCCGCCCCUCCAGCCUCCGCGUAGGUAAGCGAGUUGGCGGAGCAUUCAGUGGAUCCACAACCGUUAAACAGCAAAAGUUUGUUGCUAAAUCUGCUAUCUCGGGAGUGGAAGGUGGUGAUGCAUUUGUUGGAGUAAAGCAAAAUACUAGACCAAUCAUAGUCAUAGACAACUACGAUAGCUUCACAUAUAAUUUAUGCCAGUAUAUGGGAGAGGUUGGAGCUAAUUUUGAGGUUUAUCGCAAUGAUGAGAUCACGGUGGAAGAAAUUAAGAAGAUCUCUCCUAGAGGAAUACUUAUUUCCCCAGGCCCUGGCACUCCUCAAGAUUCUGGAAUAUCCUUGCAAACAGUUACAGAGCUUGGACCCUCUAUACCUUUGUUUGGGGUUUGCAUGGGUUUACAAUGCAUUGGGGAGGCAUUUGGAGGGAAGGUUGUCCGAUCUCCUUAUGGAGUUGUGCAUGGAAAGGGCUCCCUUGUUCAUUAUGAUGAGAAGCUUGAUGGAACUCUGUUUUCCGAUCUUCCAAACCCAUUCCAGGCCGGAAGGUAUCACAGCCUUGUAAUUGAGAAGGAUAGUUUCCCGCAUGAUACCCUGGAAAUUGUUGCAUGGACAGAUGAUGGGUUGAUCAUGGCUGCUCGCCACAGGAUAUACAAACAUAUUCAGGGUGUGCAGUUCCAUCCAGAGAGCAUCAUAACUACUGAAGGGAGGCUCAUGGUCAAGAAUUUUAUCAAGAUUAUUGAAGACUACUAAGGCUUGAACUGCCGUCCAUGAUUUAUCUCGUUGGAAGCAGCCAUGCGUGGUGACAAUAAGAUGCUGUAUCUACAUGUUCUUGUCUCUUAACUCACGUAUUCCUCUUGCUGCUCGAAUACGUAGCUGUACAUGUUCAGAUGUCACAACACUCCAGGUCCAACUACCGUACAUGUUUGCUUGUGGCACGUCAGGGUCAAAUUAGAAUCAUUGAACUUUUAACUCGGUUACCACUAUACUUGUUCAUUUGACAUCUAAUUCCUAGCGAACAAAUUGAACUAGCAAUUCGGUUCAGUCCAAAGCAGUGACUUUUGGAUCAA
Molecule: messenger RNA, 1274 nt
Organism: Sorghum bicolor (sorghum)
Lineage: Eukaryota; Viridiplantae; Streptophyta; Magnoliopsida; Poales; Poaceae
Product: anthranilate synthase beta subunit 2, chloroplastic
Exons: 8
Coding region: 139-957 (272 amino acids)
Biological process (GO): L-tryptophan biosynthetic process
Cellular component (GO): cytosol
Source: RefSeq, a predicted model, not a curated record